This is a messenger RNA of Nematolebias whitei (Rio pearlfish), 2587 nucleotides long. RefSeq names its product HMG box transcription factor BBX. Gene Ontology annotation, biological process: regulation of transcription by RNA polymerase II. The transcript has 14 exons. The coding region runs from base 42 to 2573 and encodes 843 amino acids. Gene Ontology annotation, cellular component: nucleus. The record is from RefSeq and is a predicted model, not a curated record. Gene Ontology annotation, molecular function: DNA-binding transcription factor activity, RNA polymerase II-specific; RNA polymerase II transcription regulatory region sequence-specific DNA binding. NCBI's taxonomy places the organism in Eukaryota, Metazoa, Chordata, Actinopteri, Cyprinodontiformes, Rivulidae.
UCUGCCCGGAUCGUGUGCACACGGAGAGGUGUGGUAGUACCAUGAAAAGUGGAGGAAGGGGAAAGGAGCCACCUGUUGCAGGGGAGGUCACUGGCAAACGGCCCAAACGCAAAUGCCUGCAAUGGCACCCCCUUCUCUCCAAGAAGACACUGGACUUCUCUGAGGAGGAAGAAGAGGAAGAUGAAGAGGAUCUGGAGAAGCCAGUGCUGUGCAAUCAGGAUCCACAGGUGCAGCGUGGAAGCACAACAGAAGAAACUGAGGAAGACUCCAGUGAACAGCGAGCACGUCGGCCGAUGAAUGCCUUCCUCCUCUUCUGCAAACGCCAUCGUUCCCUGGUUCGGCAGGAACACCCUCGACUUGACAAUCGGGGGGCCACUAAAAUCCUGGCUGAUUGGUGGGCUGUGUUGGAGCCCAAAGAGAAGCAGAAAUACACAGACAUGGCCAAGGAGUACAAAGAUGCCUUUAUGAAGGCAAACCCAGGGUACAAGUGGUGUCCCACUACAAGCAAACCAGUUAAGACCUCUUGCUGUCAGCCAGUCGGCAGUCCUCGCAAAAAAGUUUGGUCCUUAUCAUGCAACUCGCCCAAGGACUCCACUGCCAAAAAAGUGCCCAAAACUGAGAGUUUGCCCCAGUUAAACUUCGCCAUGGCAGACCCUACAAAGAUGGGAGGCCUGAGCAUGCUGCUGUUAGCUGGUGAACAUGCCCUCACCAACAGAGAGAUUCCUUCAAGCACUAAACCUAGUUUACCUGGCAUGGUGGAUGAAGAAAGCUCCUGUCCAGAGGAAAAGGAAGAGAUACUGUCUCAAAUUAUUCCAAACAGAGUGCCUGAUGUUCCUGAAAGCAGGGUAAAGUCAACCCUUUCUGCAAUAGAGGAGUCUUUGCUGUCAGUGGCGACUGAAGGAAAACCAUGUGGACAGUCUGCUCUCUUCCAGCUUGCUGAGAUGUGUUUAUCAUCGGAAGCUGGAAAAAUGGACACGGUUGCAUCUCAGCCAGAGGACCACUCCUUUUUUGCCUCACUACAGCAAAUACCCAUGAAGCCAGAGAUUAAAGAGGAGAGAGUUGACACUGAUCAUUGUCCUCCAACUCACACAUCAGCACUUUGUCCUUCUCCUUCCUGUGUCACUUCUACCUCCACUGAUGCCAUUCCACCACUAAACAGCUGCCAAAGUUCACGUGUCAAAAAGAAGAACAAGAAAGCAGAGGAGGCCGAGUCAAACAAUGAUGAGAUCCCAUCCUCAGCAAAGGAGAUUACGUGCAACCACUUGGCGUCAAACAUAGACUGUAUCUUCAGUACGAUAGAGGCAGUGGCCAAAGGAGCCUGCAUGGACAGGGAAGACAAAACCAACAAGAAGAUCCAUGCCAGUCUUACAGGUGGAAAAUCUGGUCUGCUCAGAAAGAAACCUAACACCAAAGAUAAGACUGUUCUCAAAGAAAAAGAAGAGAAGCUGGCCGACAGCAGUGGGCUGGAUGGGUCCUCUAAUGUGGAGAUGAAAGGAGUGUCUGACAUUAACCUCAAGACAGAAAUAGAAGCAGCAAAGGUGAAAAGCACAGACCUCCAGGCCAAUGUGGCCAAACUCCCUCAAUCAGACUGCAGCCACUCGCUUGCCAAGUUUAAAGAUGAGGAAAAUGAAAAGAUUAAAGAAAAGGAGAGGCCAAGUGAUGCAGUCUACCAGGUGAACGCAGAGAACUGUGGCUCCAGGAAGUCAGAGCGCAGCUGUAAAGGAGCCUUGUAUAAAACUCUCGUGUCUGAGGGAAUGCUGACCUCACUGAGAGCAAACAUUGAUCGAGGUAAAAGAGGAGCUUUUCGUGCGUUUGACCACGAUACUAAUUGGAGUCAUGACAGCUGUGCAGUUUCACAGAUGGGACCCAAUAAUCCCAAGAAGCUGAAAAAGUCCAAGUCCAAAGACGAGUCUUCACAGUGCCUGGGGAAACUGGAGGAGGAGUUUGAAAGAAAAUUUAACAGCUUACCACAGUACAGCCCUUUGACCUUUGAUAAAAAGGGCACCACUGUUGCUAAGAAAAAGAAGCCCGAAAACUCCACCAACCAAGAAGACACAGCCAAAGCUGCAAAAGGAGUGCCGUCAAACAGAGAGGUCCAGCUAGACUCCACCUCACCGGAUUCCGCUGCAAAAGCCACAUCAUGUGUUGCUGUGGCCAUGAUGUUCCCAGAUGUUCCAGGAUCCACUUGUAUGGAGAUGCUGGUUGGGAGCCAGAAGAGGAAGGCUAGAAAGACCAAGAUUACACACUUGGUGCGCACAGCUGAUGGCAGUGUGUCUCCAGCUGAAGGAGGAGCUACAGAGGAUAAAACUCGCGACCCUAACCAGGAACAGGAUGAGAAGCCAUUAACCCAACAGAAUUUAUGCAAUGAAACAAGGUGCUACAGUGGUAGUAGCAGUCCAGGAGCAGAGGAUGCUGGGAGGAGCACCGUAGCACCAGAGCUACCUGCCUUCUUCAGCUUGACUGCUCUUGCUGAGGUUGCAGCCAUGGAAAAUGCUCACAGAGACCAGAGGAGCUUGGCUCAGAGUCAGAAGAAGACCCAGACUCCACUGCUCAUCUCCUGCGCAGACCAGUGAACGGCUGCUGUUGA